This is a messenger RNA of Chlorella variabilis, 1677 nucleotides long. RefSeq lists its product as hypothetical. The transcript is spliced from 10 exons. Bases 1 to 1677 code for a protein of 558 amino acids. The record is from RefSeq and is a predicted model, not a curated record. NCBI's taxonomy places the organism in Eukaryota, Viridiplantae, Chlorophyta, Trebouxiophyceae, Chlorellales, Chlorellaceae.
AUGGAGCAGGUCCCUGCAUCCGUGGAUGCGAAGCUACAGCCCGUGCCUGGCUUGCGAGAGUGGCCUGCGGCGGCGCCGGCGGCAGCCGCGGCAGCGCUGGCAGAACCAGACAGCACCGCAGCGGCAACGGCGGCAGCAGCGCAGGUCGCGGUAGCAGCAGCAGCGCUAGAGCCGGGGGCGCCAGCGACAGUGCUGGCUGCCUCUGGACAGUCGAGAGCGGGCGAGCCUCCCGUGCGGCAUCUGCACACCCCCUGGGAGCCUCUGCUGACCCGGGACGAGGUGCGGCGCGGGCUGGCAUACUACGGCAGCGGCAGGCGGAUGCAGCGGGUGGCCGCCAAGUUGCUGGCGGGCAGGCCCAUCAAGGUGUUCACCCUGGGCGGCAGCGUGACGAAAGGGUCAGGCUCCAGUUCCCCGGCAGGCAGCUACGCGUCCCGCCUGUUUCAGCUCAUCAAUUCCACCUUCCCGCACAGCGGCCACACGUUUGUGAACAAGGGCGUGGGGGCCACCAGCUCGGGCAUCUUCACGGCCUGCGUGGAGAAGAUGGUGGAGCCGGAGGUGGACCUGGUGGUGCUGGAGUUCUCCAUCAACGAGCACCCAGAGGCGCCGUACACAGACAGGCAGCGCAUGGGCUACGAGCAGCUGAUCCGCAAGCUGCUGCGCAUGCCCGGCAGACCAGCCCUCAUCCAGCUGCACUACUACGCGUGGUGGCGCUCAGAGGGCGACGGCGUUGAGCAGGGCCUCUUCUACUUCCCGCAGGCGGAGGCGCAGCUGACGGUCUUCUCGCAGUACUACGAUGUGCCCUCCGUAUCCAUGCGCUCCGCCAUCUACCCGCUGAUGCAGGCCGGCGUGGACAAGCUGACGGGGCUGAACGGCAAGCAGAUCAACAACAAGGCGCCGUCCGGCUACGAGAUCCCUUUUGCCGAGGGCGCCGAAAAGCAGUUCUAUCUGUACGCCGACAGGACGCACCCCAACGACCAGGGCCACCAAGUGAUUGCGGAACUGCUGGGCUCGGUGCUGGCCAAGGCGGUGGACGAGGAGCAGGGCGACAACUGCCAGUUCUCGGGGGGCUGGGCGGACAGCCACGCGGCGCCGCGGCUGAGGGGCCUGCCGCCGCCCAUGAUCCCGGGCAACGCAGACGUGCCCACAUCGCUCUGCGCCAUGCAGGAGGACUUUAAAGAGCUGGCGGUGGCAUCAGCUGGCUUCGAGUACAAGCCGGAGCGGCCGCAGGAGGAGACGUUUGUGGGGCAGAAGUGGGGGUGGACAUCCCAAGAGCCAGGCGCCAUGGUUGAGUUGCUCUUCGACAGCCGCUCUGACGACGCUGUGAACGCCACCCGCUUCAAGCGGAGCGACCCCUGGGCCUCCGUGUACCUGUCCCACCUCAAGUCGUAUGAGGGCAUGGGCACCGCGCAGGUGGCCUGCGUGUCUGGGUGCCAGUGCAAGAAGACGGUGCUGGACGGCACCUGGGAGCAGCAGGCCACGCUGAUGCAGAUCCACAGGUUCCCGGUCACCCAGCAUGCCCAGUGCCGUGUGCGGGUGACGGUGCGCAAGCAGGGGGGCGCCGUGAAGCAGGCGGGGCACAAGGUCACGCUGAUGGCGCUCAUGGUCAGCCACUACCCGCUGCGCCUGGACCAGAACGACAAGCAAGCGGAGCAGGUGGCGGAAAAGUUUGGCACGUAG